This is a messenger RNA of Toxorhynchites rutilus septentrionalis, 3496 nucleotides long. RefSeq names its product dynamin-1-like protein (gene Drp1). Gene Ontology annotation, biological process: mitochondrial fission. Gene Ontology annotation, cellular component: mitochondrion; cytoplasm; microtubule. The record is from RefSeq and is a predicted model, not a curated record. Gene Ontology annotation, molecular function: GTPase activity; microtubule binding; GTP binding. Bases 263 to 2431 code for a protein of 722 amino acids. The transcript has 4 exons. Lineage: Eukaryota; Metazoa; Arthropoda; Insecta; Diptera; Culicidae.
AGAAUGAUUGGAUGACAGUGCACAGUGUGUGAAAAAGCAUAGGCUCUGUUAAGAAGCAAAGAAAGAAAACUAUUAGAAAACCUCUCGUUGCGUGUGUUUGCACUUGUGUUUCGCUGGAAAAUUCUCACAUUAGUGGAACUAUUAUUCAAAGUUUCGUUCACUUGUCGGAAAAUUUCCUUUUUCCUGAAAGUCAACAGCCAGAAGAGACAGUUCGAGUUCAGCAAGCUAAUUUGCGACCAAAAGUUUACAGGAAAACAAAAAGAUGGAAGCUCUCAUACCGGUUGUGAACAAACUGCAAGAUGUAUUCAACACCGUUGGUUCGGAUGCAAUCCAGCUUCCCCAGAUUGUUGUUCUGGGCAGUCAGAGCUCCGGAAAAAGUUCCGUUAUCGAGAGUCUGGUUGGGCGAACGUUUCUGCCGCGAGGCACCGGAAUCGUAACGCGCCGUCCCCUUGUCCUGCAGUUGGUUUACACUCCCUUAGACGACCGAGAGCAUCGUUCGGCGGAUCAAGGCACGGCAAACGUUGAAGAGUGGGGUCGAUUUCUGCACAUUAAGAACAAAAUCUUCACCGAUUUUGAUGAUAUCCGAAGUGAAAUAGAGAAUGAGACAGACCGAAUGGCCGGCAGUAACAAGGGCAUUUGUUCGGAGCCGAUCAAUUUGAAGAUUUAUUCGACGAAAGUGGUCAAUCUGACUUUGGUGGAUUUGCCCGGCAUUACGAAGGUUCCGGUGGGAGAUCAACCGGAAGAUAUCGAGGUGCAAAUCAAAGAACUGCUGAUUACCUACAUAGAGAAUCCAAACUCGAUUAUAUUGGCUGUGACUGCGGCCAACACAGAUAUGGCGACAAGCGAGUCGCUCAAAAUGGCAAAGGAUGUUGAUCCGGACGGAAGAAGAACGUUGGCUGUUUUGACAAAGCUAGAUCUGAUGGAUGCCGGUACGGAUGCUAUCGAUAUUCUCUGUGGUAGGGUGAUUCCGGUAAAGUUGGGAAUCAUUGGCGUUGUUAAUCGGUCUCAGCAGAGUAUCAAUGAUAAGAAGUCCAUCGAGGACCAGCUGCGCGACGAAGCUGCUUAUCUGCAGCGAAAAUAUCCUACACUGGCGACCCGUAAUGGGACUCCCUAUCUCGCGAAAACGCUGAAUCGUUUAUUAAUGCACCACAUUCGCGAUUGCCUACCGGAUCUGAAAACGCGUGUCAACGUGAUGGCGUCUCAGUUCCAGUCGCUGUUGAACUCCUACGGAGAGGAUGUUUCGGACAAGAGCCAAUGCUUACUUCAGAUCAUCACAAAGUUUGCCUCGGCUUACUGUUCAACGAUCGAAGGAACUUCUCGAAACAUUGAAACCACUGAACUAUGUGGAGGAGCACGGAUUUGUUACAUCUUUCAUGAAACCUUUGGCAAAACCUUGGACUCAAUUCAUCCGUUGACUGGUCUGUCUAAAAUGGAUAUUUUGACAGCUAUCCGCAAUGCCACCGGUCCUCGUCCAGCACUCUUUGUGCCAGAGGUAAGCUUUGAGCUGCUCGUCAAGCGUCAAAUCCGAAGAUUGGAAGAGCCCUCACUGCGAUGCGUGGAGUUGAUUCACGAAGAAAUGCAGCGCAUAAUCCAACAUUGUGGCACCGAAGUUCAACAGGAAAUGCUUCGUUUCCCUAAGCUCCACGAGAAGAUUGUCGAUGUUGUAACCCAACUUCUCCGCCGACGACUCCCAACCACAAACGGUAUGGUCGAAAAUAUAGUUCAGAUUGAACUGGCAUACAUAAACACAAAGCAUCCCGACUUUCACAAGGAAGCCGCCCUCGUUCCUAGUCUAUUGAAAACUGAAUCCCAGGAUCAGUGGGCUCACUUGCAUCAGACAGGAAACCCCCCAAGUCGUCGAGCCACAGCUCGACCCAACCCACAGUCGACUCCCGUUCACCAGCCGAACGGUGGUGAACCUGUCGAAUCUAACCAUGUCGGCGAACAAACAACUAGUUGGUUAUCCAAUAUUUUGCCCCCAGCAGCUGGGUAUGUUCCGUCUUCAACCAUUCCAUCGGAAAGCGUUCAGAACUCCGUUUCCAACACCCCAACGCACGGUGUUUUAAGUCCGUCAAAAGCGGUGAAUUUGCUUCCGGAUGUUCCAAGUGUUCAUGCAGCUCGCAAGCUAACUGAUAAAGAGCAGAACGAUUGCGAUGUGAUUGAACGUCUCAUUAAGUCUUACUUCUACAUUGUGCGCAAAUCGAUCCAAGACUCGGUGCCGAAGGCCAUCAUGCACUUCCUGGUGAACUAUGUCAAGGAUAAUCUGCAGUCCGAGCUGGUCACCCAUCUUUACAAAUCGGAUUCGGCAAAUGAACUGCUGAACGAGUCAGAUCAUAUAUCGAUUCGUCGCAAAGAGGCAAGCGACAUGUUGAAGGCUCUGACGCGCGCAAACCACAUUAUUAGUGAGAUACGCGAAACGCACAUGUGGUAAGUUGAGGAUAAAGACGACCGAAUGGGGUGGGGAUAGUGGAAUGUGUCAGUUCACCGUUAGUGAAUUAUUAUCAUUUAAAAAAACAUCAACAUACAAACUCAUACUAUCUGUUAAGGUUAGAAGAUUGGCCAUCCCGAUAUGUCCGUUUCCUACUGCGUCCAUCGACCGUCAUUCGGAAACCCAGUUACAUUUACUGAAUGCAUUAUAUCUUUUUUAGUUGAAACAAAGAAAUAAAAUAGUAUAAUAAUUAUUAUUGUUACUAAGUAUAAUGAAAAUAACGUAGUUAUUGGCAUAACAGUAAACAAAAUUGUUCACAUUGUUCAGUAUCUGCACCAUGAGAUUUGAAAGUGUCCGGUUGAAAUGAUGCUUUCGUUGUGUAUUGCAUGUUGAAUAUGAAGGAGAACAAGAUAGAAACAAAGCAAGACCUCUAGUCCUCUUUGUAAAAGCAUUUGCAAACCCACGUUAGGUCCCAUAUUAUUCUGGAAAUAGAAAAUAGCCAAAGAAGUCCGACAGUUUGGGGGUGCAAUUUUUUUUCACGAAUACAUAAAUACAGAUCUUUGAUCAGUUGCUGUAAAUCGCUAAAUCAUGAUAUUAUCAGAAAGACCGUAGAUCAGGUAAUUUAAGCAUUUUAAUCACCGAGUAGCGUAACGUUCAUAGAUUUCACACAUUUCAUGAUGGUCAUUAGAUAUGUUGCAAAAUUUCUGAAGCCGACAGAUAAAUAGAUAACAUAAGUUUUUGUUCUGUUUUUGGUAAACCUUGUUAUCAUUUCCACCAAAGCAACAAAGUGUUUCCUUUGGUAUUCUGUUAAGCACCUAUAUCUUAAUGUGCACUUUGCUUAAAAAAAUAGAAAAUAAGCGACAGGGAUUAUCCUAAUCGAGUUGAGCUCCGAUCUCAGUACCUUACUACUGAUAUUGGUAAAUUAUCGAAAAAGUCAAUAAUAAUCGUUUAGGUCAACUUCACUGAUUAUUAAGAUGCAAGUGAUGCUAAUUAUUAUCCGAUAAAUAACUUAUGAAGACUCUAUCUCUCUUCAUUGACUAUGAAAAAUAAAAAGUAACAUAAAAUGCG